UGUUUUUGUUCAAAUAAUAAUUUCUGAUAUCGAAAAUUAUUAACUACAUAAAAAUUAUGUUGGAGAAAAUAAUAUUGGCAAAAAGUUUUGUAAAGAUUGAGUGGAAGAGGUUUGGAUUAUGGGUACUUUUUAGCUUUUUUGUGGUGAUGAUCAGCCUUUGUGCAGUUCUUAAGCCUUAUAGGGUUCCUCCUAUCAUUUCAAUUUUAUCAGAUGUCUCCGAAAAGACGGUUGCUCCUAUUGCUUCUGAUGUCCUUCCCGAUCCUCGAAUCGAGCCAUUAAAAUCUAUGGAGACGUUAGAAUCAUUAUGUGUUUAUGGUGAAAAAUCAAAUUUUUGUGAAUUAAAUGGAGAUAUAAGAAUCCAUGGAAACUCAUCUUCCAUUUAUUUCACUUCAAGUCAACUCAAAAACAAAGUAUUCCAAAACAAUUCAUUGGGUGUUAAGCUUUAUGCUAGAAAAAUUGAUAGAACUGUAAUGAAAAAGAUCAAAGAAGUAUGGAUUAAACCAAUAUUAUCAUCAUCUAAUCAUGUAAUUAUCCCUAAUUGCACAAUUAAUCACUCUGUUCCAUUCAUAGUUCUAUCAACUGGUGGGUAUGCAGGCAACAUUUUUCAUGAUACAAGUGAUGUUUUAAUCCCACUUUAUCUUACUUCUUUACAUUUUAAUGGUGAAGUUCAAUUCCUUGCACAAGAGAAAAAUCCAUGGUGGAUUAAUAGACAUGAGGUUAUGUUUAAAGCAUUGUCUAAUUACCCAAUUAUAGAUUUUGAUCAUGAUGAUCAUGUUAGAUGUUUUAAGGGUGGAAUUGUUGGUUUAAAAUCAAACAAAGAUUUUGGGAUUAGUCUUGCAAAGUUUAAUCCAAAUGGGUUAAGUUUGAGGAACUUUACACAAUUUAAUAGACGAGUUUAUUCCUUGAAAAGAGAUUCUGUGACUGAAAAGACUAAUAGGCAAAAAAGAAAACCGAGACUCUUGAUCGUUUCAAGGAAGAAAACUCGAGCUAUUUUGAAUGAAGAUGAACUCAAACAGGUAGCUCGAGGAUUAGGAUUUGAGGUUGAGAUUGUUGACGCGAAUAUGAAUUUAAAGAAUUUUUCAAAAAUAGUGAAUUCUAUGGAUGUGAUGGUGGGUGUUCAUGGAGCAGGGUUAACAAAUAUGAUUUAUUUACCAGAAAAUGCUGUUUUGAUUCAAAUUGUUCCAAUUGGAUGUGGGCCCAUAUCUAGGAUUUUUUAUGAAAAUCCUGCUAGAGAUAUGAACUUGAAUUAUUUGGAGUAUAAAGUUAAUGUUAUGGAAAGUAGCCUAAUUGAACAAUAUCCUAGGGAUCAUAUUAUAAUUAAUGAUCCUAGUAAUGCUAUUAAGAAUGAUUGGCUUGGUUUCAAGAAAGUUUAUAUGGAUAACCAAGAUGUUAGAUUGGAUUUGAGUAGGUUUAAGCUUGUUUUAUUAAAGGCAUUGGCAAUUUUGAGUCAUAAAUCCAGUAUUUAGAUC
Messenger RNA from Amaranthus tricolor (Joseph's coat), 1469 nucleotides. RefSeq names its product alpha-1,3-arabinosyltransferase XAT2-like. The transcript has 2 exons. The record is from RefSeq and is a predicted model, not a curated record. Gene Ontology annotation, molecular function: glycosyltransferase activity. Bases 57 to 1466 code for a protein of 469 amino acids. NCBI's taxonomy places the organism in Eukaryota, Viridiplantae, Streptophyta, Magnoliopsida, Caryophyllales, Amaranthaceae.